Eimeria mitis is the source of this 801-nucleotide messenger RNA. Its product is annotated as SAG family member. The record is from RefSeq and is a predicted model, not a curated record. NCBI's taxonomy places the organism in Eukaryota, Apicomplexa, Conoidasida, Eucoccidiorida, Eimeriidae.
AUGCUGGCUCUCCGCCUGCUCACGGUCGUCAGCGCCUCGCUCCUCCUCGUAGCCAAAGUUUAUGGGGGCGAUGAACAACAGCCUCCAGCACAAGAAACAACGAAAAAAACCACAUAUGCUGUCACACUUGGAAAAGAUGGCACAUGUCUUUCCGAGAUCAACAGUGCUCGUAAGAAGGCCGGUUUCAAUGAUUUCGUAAUUCCUCAAGAGGAUGCAAAACAGAAAAGAUUGCCUGAGCAAGGAGAGGAAGUGCCCGACAGCGAUGCCACAUGGGUUUGGAAGCCCGUUUGCGAUGUCUUGAUACCACAAGAAGUAACAGGCAAAAGCACCGAGGAAGAAGCUGGAAAAAAAUUCGUGAGCGGCACAUACGCAUUUCAGGUCGUCGUCGAUGCUGUUAGUCCUAGUUGUACUGACGUAGUAGAAAAGUGGAAAAACGCAUACAAAAACUUCAAUGGAUUGCCUCCAUCGAAUAAGAAUAGCGAGUUGUAUACAAGCCAGGACAAUAUAUCUUUCGUGGCCAUGUACAACCCUUCUGACGAUGCUACCGCCGACUGCCGGGUCGUCACCUGUACUAGGAAGAUCACCACCACUCCAACGCGGCUACUAUUGGAUUCGGCAGAGGAAGAAGAAGAGGAUGAAACUAAGGCUGAAGAAACAAAGCAAGGCUCUGCUUUGAUCUGCAUGACGACGCCUGACGUUCUUCCGGCUAACAGUGAACACCCUCCUUUCACAGAGGUGCCGCAGCAUUCUUUGGCGUUGCAGCAGCGUUGUGAGAGAGCAAUACUAAGAAGAAGUGAUUGA